CCUUCUUCAUCGCCCACCGAGCAACGCACCCGCCUCGUCUCCUGAGAACCAAAAUCAAGAAGAGGAAGCGAGGAGCCAAGAACCACACACCCUCCUAGACGCCUCCGCCUCCUCCCCACGGGCGCACCCGAGCUCCACCAGCCCUAGCAUUUCCGCUCCCCCCUCUCUCCCUUGUUUCUCCUUCUGCAGGAAAUGGAGGUGGUGGAUUUGGUGUCAUCCGACUCCGAGGACGAGGCGUGCGCGCACUCGCCUGAUCGGAAGCGUCCUGCCUGGGAGCCCGCGGAUCCAUCCCGCCGCCCCGGGAGUCUUCCCGAGCAGACAAGCAGAAUGGCCUGGCCGCCGCAGCAGCCAAGUCAGGCGGUGAAGAAGGAUAAGGAGAAGGCAGGCGAGGGGGGGAGCGCGUGGGCAGCAGGACCCCCUUCGCUCAGGGGAGGAUCGCAUGGUUCCAGUGCUGGUAUCUUGGGAGCUAGGCCUGCGGGGUGGGAUUCAUGGAGUGCAGCGGCACACAAAUCUAGAGAUGAAAGAAGUGAAACGGCCGAGUGUUGUUGGGGAACUUGGGGUGAUGAGAUUUGCAGAUCAGUCUCUGUGCCCAACGAAGAUGGUGCUGCGAUGCCUGGACAGAGCUCUAUGGCCAUUCCUGAGCUACUCAUGGAAGACAGUAGCGCAUGGCUGUCGAGGAUCAAGGGGCUCCAUUUCCCACUCCCUGACGAGAGCCAGUUGAAAGCCAGGCAAAUUCAGUCAGAUGAGAUGCUUGCUCUUAAGCUUCAAGAGCAGUUCAACCAGGAACAGCCAGGCUCGCAAUCUUCCCAGCAGGUUGAUACGACUCUAGCUUGGACACUGCAAGAGCAAGAUGCUGCGCGUGCCAGAAUUGCUGCGAGAGAGGGCCAAUCUAGUUCUAGCCAGAGGGACCGCUCAAUGGCACACUUGUAUUCAUACGGCUGGCGCUCGCAAGUUCAAGGUUCUACUUCAUGGCCACCUACUCACACAUCAGCUCCAAUAACAAGCAGACGGUGGUUGCCAAGAAACAGCGGCCCGGGAUCAGAGCAACAAAAUAUGAUUAUCUCGCAAUUGACCAAAGGGUGUUUUGGACAAGAAAACAUGGAUUUAGAAAUGAGAAUGGCUGUGCUGGACUCGCUCCAAGAAGCACUUGAAAGCUGUGCCGACACCUAUCCUACAGAUUCAGAUGAUGAUGACUAUGAGAACCUGAUAGCGCUUGAUGACAACAACCAUCGCAGAGGAGCUUCUGACAGUGAAAUUGACAGCUUGCCACUAUCUGUUGCUGAGGGAGAAAGCCGCCGAGACGAGCCCUGCCCUAUAUGCCUGGACUGCCCUGCUGAUGGUGCUCCCCUCCGGCAUCUGCCGUGCGCACACAAAUUCCAUAAAGAGUGCAUCGACAGGUGGCUUCGGAUGAGGACCUCGUGCCCGGUGUGCAAAUCUGCUGUGUUUUGACAGGGCGCCGCCGUACCAACUGCAGCACAUGUUGGAAUAUAUAGCAUGAAAAAUAGAUUAGGCGCCAUUUCAAACGCUCCUGGUGCCGCAGUGCGUAGACAACUUUGUAAUGUUGCGUUACACAAUGCUGGCCGGCUCUCUCUGAGCAGUGAGCAGAGGGUGUUUGAGUGAUGCGGAGCCUCUAUCUAUCUCUUCUGUUGCCUGCGAGAAACAGGGCAUCGCAAAAUAUUGUGUUCCUUUUUGCUGCAAUUUUUGUGCAGGGGAGAUGUGUGAUAUAACCAGAUUUCCAUGUCAUGUGGGCCCUGUCCUGUAGUAGUGAAGGGGAUGAAAGGUUUAUUCUGCUUCA
Molecule: messenger RNA, 1795 nt
Organism: Triticum urartu
Lineage: Eukaryota; Viridiplantae; Streptophyta; Magnoliopsida; Poales; Poaceae
Source: RefSeq, a predicted model, not a curated record